Malaya genurostris is the source of this 900-nucleotide messenger RNA. RefSeq lists its product as uncharacterized. The transcript has a single exon. Bases 1 to 900 code for a protein of 299 amino acids. The record is from RefSeq and is a predicted model, not a curated record. NCBI's taxonomy places the organism in Eukaryota, Metazoa, Arthropoda, Insecta, Diptera, Culicidae.
AUGGCUAAUGCUUGUGAUCGUUGUGCCAAAACUGUAAAAUCGGAGGAAGAUUUCGUUGAGUGUUCGGGUUUUUGCCAUCAUUUGGUACAUAUGAAAUGCGCAAAACUCAACAAGCCGUUUCUGAAAGUUUUGGACGAAAAUCCCAAGCUGUUUUGGAUAUGCGAUGAGUGUUGUAAACUGAUAAAACUUGCUCGUUUCCGUGACUCGGUUUCUUCGUUUGGAAGCGCAUUUGCAUCUAUCACAGAGAGAACAGAAUCGAUUUUUGCUGAGCUGAAGGCCGAAAUUAAAAAGAAUAGCCAGCAAAUAUCUCGUCUCUCGCGCAAAGUGCCUGUUUCGUCGCCGCUGCCGCCCAAGCCCGACGGAUUUGGUCACAAUGCGAAGCGUCGUCGGGAAGAUAGUUCUGAGCCAAGUAAAACUUUGGAAUGUUGCCGGAAACCAUCGAAUAACUGUAAUAUCACCACAGUUCCAACGCCCUGCUCCCUCGUAUGGAUUUACUUGUCACGUUUUCACCCCAGCGUUAGUAAGGAGAUGGUUUCGCAGCUAACAAAAGAUGGUUUACAGUGCAGCGAAGAUGUCACGGUCAUCCCGCUGGUGAAAAAAGAUGUCGACGUAAAUACUUUGAACUUUGUCUCCUUCAAAGUUGGGAUACUGCCCAAAUUUCGGGAAGCGGCUCUUAAUCCCGACACAAGGUGUUUUGUUUCGCGAGUUCGAAGACAACAAAAAGCAGAACAUCUGGUAUCCUCCAAUCGAUAUUUCUCCACCGAUUCCCGACGAAAAUGUAUGCAGCACCGUUAUGAAUGUAGACGAAGUAACACCCAGUCCGCUCCGUUUGAUGAGAACACCGCCCCGGCAAACGUUAUGAGAGUACAAUGGAACCACACCGGGACGCACUGGAGUUGA